Molecule: messenger RNA, 2051 nt
Organism: Cucurbita maxima (winter squash)
Lineage: Eukaryota; Viridiplantae; Streptophyta; Magnoliopsida; Cucurbitales; Cucurbitaceae
Exons: 10
Coding region: 839-1762 (307 amino acids)
Source: RefSeq, a predicted model, not a curated record
AUGUUUGUCUUCUAAAUUAUUGUGUUCGUUUGAUUCGGUGAUCACUGGAUAUAGGUUCUCUUGUUAGACCAAAAGUUGUCAAAAGUGUUCAUUUCUGCCCCACAACUAGGAGUUUUACCAGCCGUGAAUACCGUGACAUUACAUCCAACAUAGGCUUGCCCACUGGAUCUGUGUAUCCCACAAGGGAUGAAAAUGGCAACUUGUUGAUUACCGAGUAUGGCUUGUGUGGAUAUAAAGAUCAUCAAACCUUAUCAAUGCAAGAAAUGCCUGAGAAUUCAGCGCCUGGUCAGCUUCCACGAACAGUGGAUGUCAUAGUUGAAGAUGACUUAGCUGACUGUUGCAAGCCAGGUGAUCGUGUUGCUAUUGUAGGAAUGUAUAAAGCUCUUCCAGGAAAAACCAAGGGCAGCUUGAACGGAGUGUUCAGUGAUAUCAACAUGAUGAUGGUUGGUGAUCCUUCUGUUGCCAAGUCUCAACUGUUUCUCUACCAUGGAAAUCGACGAUCCUCCUACUGAACCUGUACUUGAUCUGUCUGCACAAAGAAUAGAAGCAUUCAAUUCUUUAUUUGGUCAGCACAUGCGUGCAAACCACUUGGAUGUUAAUCUUUUGCAGACAUUGAGAAUAUCGUUAAUGCUGCAGCAGAUACUCGCUACAGCUGAAAUAAUGUUGCUCUUGCAGAGACUGCAAGAUGAUAACAGGGCAAUGAUAGCUGAUGGCGUGGUGCAUAUGACAUCUUAAUUCAUGAGGACUAUUUUAAGCAGGAACUUAACAUAGGACUCGAAUGAAAAAUGGGAUUACAUGGCGCUUGUAGAGCCGCGGGAAGGAGAUCCGUGCCUCGGCAAUGGCCUUUCUUUCCCUUCCCAACGCCAUCACUUCUUCCUUCUUCCAAUCGAAUUCUCAACGUCUCCAUUUUUGUCCUCUCUGCAAAUCCUUUCUCGCCGUUUCCUCCUCCAAGAAAUUCGCCUCCAUCUCCAUUCUCAACUCCUACAAGAUGGAAGGAAAUGAAAUUACGGAAGAAGUUGCAGAGAAACAAAGCGAGGACAAUUUAAAUGUGAAGAAAAAGAUUUUUGUGGCUGGUGCAUCCGGUAGUACUGGAAAAAGGAUUGUGGAGCAGUUGCUGGCAAGGGGCUUUGCAGUCAAGGCCGGGGUUCGAGACGUAAGUAAGGCUAAAACUACUCUUUCCCCAGGCAAUCCAGAUCUUCAAAUUGUAAAAGCGGAUGUGACUGAAGGCUCUGCAAAGUUGGCAGAAGCCAUAGGUUCCGAUUCUGAAGCUGUAAUUUGUGCUACGGGGUUUCGCCGAGGAUGGGACUUAUUUGCGCCAUGGAAGGUUGACAAUUUUGGCACUGUAAACCUUGUUCAAGCAUGCCGUGAGUUGGGCAUAAACAGGUUUAUUCUGAUCAGUUCCAUUUUAGUCAAUGGAGCUGCAAUGGGACAGAUUCUCAACCCAGCUUAUAUCUUUUUAAAUGUUUUGGGACUCACCUUGAUUGCAAAGCUUCAGGCGGAGCAGCACAUCAGGAAAUCGGGUAUUAACUACACAAUAAUAAGGCCUGGAGGUUUGAAAAAUGAGCCUCCUACCGGAAAUUUAGUCAUGGCAGCAGAAGAUACUCUUUAUGAAGGAAGCAUAUCAAGAGAUUUAGUUGCAGAAGUAGCUGUUGAGGCAUUGGUUCAUUCCCAAGCCUCUUACAAGGUUGUUGAAAUAGUCUCUCGAGCCGAUGCGCCAAAGCGUUCGUAUGAGGAUCUCUUUGGCUCCAUAAAGCAGAGGUAGUCGUCUUCAGAUGCCAUCUUAUCCUCGGAAUUGAAGCGCUUGAUAUCUUGCUUCCCGGUGGCAGUGCCUCAUUUUCCAAGCCCCCUUGGAAUAUUCAUGCUAUAUUUCACUGCAUUAUAAUAUAUUGUGUCUGUUAAUACAUUCAUUUGCUAACGUUGAUGUGUAGCUUACUUGCUUUGAAUGAGAACAUAAAGAAAAAAAUUUAAGAACAGACAAAGGAAGAAGAAACGCCCUCCAGAUUACAAAAUUCUGAUUUUUCAGCAGUAGCCACAAUCUUUUUGUUUCCUGA